Messenger RNA from Blepharisma stoltei, 255 nucleotides. Lineage: Eukaryota; Ciliophora; Heterotrichea; Heterotrichida; Blepharismidae. The record is from the annotation of a GenBank genome assembly.
AUGGUAUCGACUCCUAGACUGCCUCCUACAACCCAAUUCUUGAAAUCAUACCACGAUCCUUGAGAUCCACAUCGGAAACAAUGGAAAACCCCACUGUUUAAUUUGAAGCCUAAAGUAUACAUAUUCGUUCUAUCCUCAUUAUGAGGUUUUGGGCACAAAGGGCAAUAUUUUACUUGAAAACCAUUAGAAUUUUCUUUAUAUUCUAACUGAUGGCGGUGGAAAAAGUCUUGUAUUUCUGCAUUAGAGAUUAGGUAA